Messenger RNA from Pomacea canaliculata, 2199 nucleotides. Its product is annotated as proline-rich extensin-like protein EPR1. The transcript is spliced from 4 exons. The coding region runs from base 1 to 690 and encodes 229 amino acids. NCBI's taxonomy places the organism in Eukaryota, Metazoa, Mollusca, Gastropoda, Architaenioglossa, Ampullariidae. The record is from RefSeq and is a predicted model, not a curated record.
AUGCUGUCAUAUCAGAGACAGAAAUUAAAAGCUCAUCUAUCUCUGACAUGCCAUCAGUUAUCAAAACAUCGGACAGAGCCGCCCACAACAUAUCACACACUUUCACUUCCGCCGGACCAAAAACCACCCACAACAUAUCACACACUUUCACUUCCGCCGGACCAAAAACCACCCACAACAUAUCACACACCUUCACUUCCGCUGGACCAAAAACCACCCACAACAUAUCACACACCUUCACUUCCGCCGGACCAAAAACCACCCACAACAUAUCACACACCUUCACUUCCGCUGGACCAAAAACCACCCACAACAUAUCACACACUUUCACUUCCGCCGGACCAGAAGCCACCAACAACACAGACACCUUCACUUCCGCCGGACCAGAAGCCACCAACAACACAGACACCUUCACUUCCGCCGGACCAGAAGCCACCAACAACACAGACACCUUCACUUCCGCCGGACCAGAAGCCACCAACAACACAGACACCUUCACUUCCGCCGGACCAGAAGCCACCAACAACACAGACACCUUCACUUCCGCCGGACCAGAAGCCACCAACAACAAAUCAGACACCGUCACUUCCGCCGGACCAAAAGCCGAUACAAAAGGUGGAGGUGCAGGUGGAGGUGGAGGUGCUGGAGUUGUCUCCAAUCCUCUUCUUACAUUUACGACAGUUGUUGUAGUGGUUGCCUUUCUUGGACUUCUGCACUGAAGAUUGGAUUCAAUGACACUGUCAAAGUCUCAUGUAUUUUCCCAAGUACCUACAUGUCUCUCAUACUAAAAGUAAAAAUUAUUUUUAAAAUGUCGUAUAUAAGUUUCUUGAGAGAUAAAAGAUACAAUAACAUUACCGGUAAUUUUCCGUACUUAUACAUAAUGUUGUUUUCACUUUUUUUUCAUUAUUUGGGAUAUAUCUCAACUCAAGAAAUAAUCUUGGUUCGCUCCUAUCUUUAACCUUGAAUUAAGAAUUUACCUAAGGUUCAAAGAAAUAAAACAUUAACGUUUUAUAAUAGCAGGAUAAAUUGUUGCAAGAAGAGAUUCUUUCGUCCUAUUUAGCGAAUAUACUGCUUUUGUCAUGUGAUAAUUUUUCGGAUUACUGUUCCAUAUUUCUAAAACAAUUAUUUUUCAGGGGGUUUUAUUUUCUUAAAAGAUAUACACGUAGUUAUUUUCGGGAAUAAAAAACAGAAGCCACCCUCCAGUUAAAUUUUGUCAUGUUGACGCCACAUUAUUUUAUCUAACAUAUUUUACUGGCCUAAAACAAAAUAUUUUCAGAAAGUUAAAAAUGUCUUUGUUUGCAUAUAUUAACUUUAAAGUUGGAUUAAAUUCUCAAUAAGUGUUCAGAUGACAUUAGACUAAAUCUACUUUAAAAUUGUUGUUUUAUUUCCCUGCUCCUUUACCUUUUCUCAUUUUUAAUCAUGUUGUUAUACACCGAACUACGCAGGAGUACAUUACAUGGGAGACAACUAAAAGAUAGGCACUGUAUAAUUAUGAAGCAAGUUCACUCCCUUGAUGAUUUCUUCUUGAUAAUCUUCAAGUGCCCAUUCCACUAAAUCGGCUCUAUCAGGAGACUACACAAAAUUCGUUCUCCAAACACAAGGCGAAGGAUUUGCUAUUGACAAAGUCUGGCACUAUAUGCUAUGUCAUGCAAAAUACAACGGGAAAAAAUGUCACUCGAAGCACUUUAAUUAAUUUAGCUACUAAUGACUACAAAUCAAUAAUACAACGCAUGCUAAACUUUUAAGUGAGUUUUGAAUUUGUCAGACGAAUCCGUGCCUUUGUGUGUAUAAAUGGGAUGUAAUACAAUGUUAGUUAAUAUGUAUAUGUGUAACAAAGUGAAUUAUUCUAUAAAACGUAUGAGGAACAUUCUAGAUCGAGUGAUAGAUUAUAUAUUUAUAUAUGGAAAGGAUUGUGAUCUUGUUAAAAAAAUAGGUGGAUUGAUUGCCGUGCAAUUGGGACGUGUGUAUCGCCGUGGUCAUCGAAUCCCGAAUGAUGUCGUCCAAUUGAAACAGCACCUUGUACAUUCUGGAUGUGUUUCAAAUGUAUCAAAAUAACUAGGACUAAAUGUAGUUUCUGUGUUGGACAUGCCCAUUUUUUUCUUAUCUUAGAAAACUGUGACCCAUGUUUACUCAUUUACCUAUAUUAAUUGGUGCAAUGUUAACAAUAAAAAAGGGAAGGUGUCUUUUUGAAUGACAUUA